UAGAAAGUCUUCAGAAUCCGCGCAAAGUGAUGCUUUGGACAAGACAUAUCUAGACUGUUUUAUUUAAGUGUCACAGGAGACAAAGGUACUAUGUACUGGCACAAGUCCUUUAACUGACGUGCGGAUGGCUUGCAGUUUCAUCUUUCUUAUUUGCCUCUUGGCGGCUCUCUUCCUCUUUUCAUGCUUUUGACAACUGAGCCCUGAAAUGGCACUACUGUUCCACUACAACGAAGAAAAAAAUCCUUUUUUUUUCUGUUGCUCUCAUUUUCUUACACACGACCUUGUCUCCCAGCUAUAAUAUCUGCAAGAUACAGACACCAAACAAAAAGGAGAAUAAAAUCAACAAGACUUUUCAUGGAAUUUAAUACGGGAUGCUGCUUCUAGGAAAUAUUAACGCCAAUGCUGCAGAGGCAUCUGUGUACAUUGGACAAAACGCAUAAGAAAUAAAUACUGCGAAGAGAAAAUGCCACGGAGGUCUAACUGGAUGAAGUUUCUGACAGUCUGCAUGUCGAGUUUGCAUCUUUAUAACCCCGAAAUUAGAUCGAUGUUCAACAACAGAUAAAACAGAGGAGUCCUCUGAAACUGUUGGUCCCAAACUUGUAACACGUUCAUAUCAGAGCUAAUGAGUUUCCUAAGGAUUUUAAAGGGAUGAACUCUAUAGGAUCGUGGGAUGGAACUCAUGUAAAUCGUGUUGUUUAUGUGGGGGUAAAAUAAAUGUUUCAGAUUAUCACAAAGGCGGUUAUUGCAGUGAUCGAUUAAACUCAGGACAUCCUGUGAACAGAGCGAACGUUUGUAAAAGAAAAACAAAACAUCUGUUUGAGAAUGAGCAAGCACGUGUGUCUAUAAGAAACUAACCGCACACAAUGUGAAUUUUGAAACAGGGUGCUACCUAUCACUACAAUUUCACUGACGAUACCUUCAGUAAGUAAGUUUCAGUCCAUGUCAUUGCAUCUGGAUUAAGUGGCAAGUGUACUGCAAAUGUUGUCCAAAGAGGUAUUCUUGUUGCUGUUUCUUAAAGCUCCUUGCAUCAUUACAUGCUCUAAAAGUAAACAAAAUUUAACAAAAUAAUCAACCUUCCAUCAUUAUUUUUGAGCAAUGAUUUUCCUGUUCUAAUGCUGAUAACUGGUGCUGCCCCAGGUUUGAGUACCUUAACCCUGGCUGUCAUAAUAAUUUCUGCCACCUUAUAAAACAUUUCCCAGCAGUAGUGUAGGGCACAAAAUGGGGGACACAGUACCCCUUCCACCAUCUAGUAGCAACCUAGGAGUAGGAGGGUUACCAUUUGCUGGAAUCAGUGGAGAUAUCUCUAAUGGUGGAGGACUGGGUGCCCCAAUACGGCAUAGUGCCAUUCUCGAAAGGCUUCGAGCUCGAAUUGCUGAUAUUCGCCAACAUCAUGUCAGCUGUGAGGACCGAUAUGACCGAAGUCAGAUGGAGACUACAGAGAGACAGCGGGAAGACACUUUACAUCUUCUUAAUCUUGUGCAACAAGGACAAAGUACUAGGAAGACAAAACACAGGGCCUCUCAGCACCCAGGAGAUUAUAACCAUAGAAUCCAUGAGGGUCAGCAGCAAGCAGUUCUUGGACCAGGCCUAGAAGCCAGGAAUACAACACUUAUUGCACUUCAAGGUUCACUGAAGAGGAAGUUAGGAGAACAUUUUUCAUCUGCUUGCACUGGAAGACAAAAUGGCAUUUCUGUCAGCUCCUUUCAGGACAUUAAAACUGUAAAACUGGAAGAAGGUUUCUCCUCAGUUCCAAAUAGAUAUCAUCUUAGCAAUGGACAAGGUCAAUCUAUACAAGGACCUUUAGCUGUAGAGCACAGGCUACAUGGAAAUAAUAACCUGAUGAAUGAUGCACAUUUGAAUAGAAAUUCUCCAUUCAAUAUGGCGGUCAAAGAGCCAAAAAAGGAACCAGGAGAAACCAUAUCUUGCAGCAAGCAUCUGGGCACUAAUAUUGUCCACGAUAACAUGCACUCAUUUGACUUCAAAGAUGAGUUUGUGGUUCAGGAAAUGGAUCCAGAGCUUCAGGAACUCUUUAGUGACUUCACUGACAUGUCCGUCCCUCAAAUGACAGAUCAGGAGUUGGAGAACAUGUUGAAUGUGACCAUUAAACAAGAUGAGGCUUACGAGCUGGACUUUGGGCAGCAGCCUCAUGGUAGACUGUCAGACUCAGUCUCACAGAUGGAGAAACCUGUAAUAAAAAGGGAAUGUUCACCUGCUUUUGAACAGACAUCUGUUGGCUCUCCAUAUUUAAUACCUUCAUCAUGCAUAACAAAUUUUUCUAUAUCAAGUGCAACAAUGUCCUUACCUUCAUUUGUUUCUUCAACAUUUCAGAAUAAUAACCAGCCUCAGAACUCAUCUUGUUCAAAUCAAACUGCGCCACCUUGGCAGGAAGUGUCUCAUGCUCAACAACUGAAACAGAUAGCUAGUCGACAGCAACAUUCUGCAAGUCAACAUCAGCAGCACCAGAACCAGUCAUCAAACUGGCCAGCUGCAUCGAGGUCCAGUCCCUCACAGAGACCUUUCAUCCAGGAUAAGAUUCUUAGGCCUCCUUUCUGUCAGCAGCAGUUCCGUACUCAAACUUCUGUAAUGCCUACGACUCCUGUGAGUGGCAGCUCAUCAAAAACCAGUAACACGUGUUUCUACACAUCAUCUACUGCCUCAGGUGAUCAUGGGGAUACUGCAUUGGAACAGCAGCCACAAGGUCAUAACAGAAAGUUUAUAAAUAACAUUCAGGAUCAUAACAGAAUUCUUCUACAUAACACAAACACAUCAUCAGACAUGCUGCCUUUUAGCAUAAAAAUGUCUCAAUUUCAUUCAGGAGUAUCAACCCAUCAUACAAUUUCAGCAAUGGCUCCGCAGAACAAGCCUUCAGUUUUGCAUUAUACCAACCAGCAACAACAGCAACAGCACCAGACAGUGGAUUUUAUGCAGUCCUUGCAGCAUCCAUCUACACAAUCAAAAAAACAGGCAACGGUGCAAAGACAUACAGGAGCGCCUCUGACUGUGCAAGAGAAAAUGACACUGCACAAAAUGCAACCGAAUCAACAAACCACUGGAUUAUCGUGCAAACAGAGCCAGGAGCUGCAUCCCACAAGUAGACAAGGAGGAUCUGGCCAAGGCAGCAAUCCAAGUCCUCCCAUUCAUCCAAAUCAUAUUGCUGGAGGGAGCUAUGUGAAUACCUCACAGCAGGCAGCCUUAAUGGAGAAAACACAAACCAUGCAAAGGCAGGCAAUGGACCAGAAACAACUUCUUCUGCGACAACAAAUGAGGAGUGACCUGGAUGGCAUAACACCUGAAGAUCAGUUAGGCCAGUGCUUGGUGCGACCACCUCCAGACUACAAAGACCAACGAAGGAACAUGUCUGGCAUGCAAAAGACAAAUCAGUGCCCAGGUGGUACUUCUCUAGGCCUGACCUCCAAUCAAGUAUUAUCGAAUCCUUUUUCUACUUCUACUGUACAAAACCCUGGAAUGAUGACAACCAAACACGGAACUCAAAUGCAUUUGGAUGCUGGUGACAGAAAUAUUGGUAUAUAUCCAAACACCACCCUUUGUCAGCAAAGUGGAUAUAGUGCUUCCUCUGGCAUGAGUCGGCCUAAUAUCCAGAAUCAAAUGGGAAGUAAUCAGAGUAAAGCUAUUACUGCAAAGCAGCCAACAAAUGCACAAGAAAAAAAUGUUUCCUCUUUUGCAGGUGGGCCUGUGGCAAAUGCACAGCAAACAAGACCAAAUUCAAACCCUGCAGUUUCUGCUAUCAUGGGACAAAAACUGGCAAAAAUGACAAUGGAUUCUAAUGCCAAAGCACAGUGCUGGAGCUCCCAAAGGUUUGUUCCAAAACAGUGUGAAAUAGGUCCUUCAGGAGUGCACUUCACUGGUAACAAUAUAUGCCCAAAACAAUCAUUACAGUCCAAUGUGGCCACUCAACAAUUUCCACAACACAGCAUGGUACCUCCCAACCAGGCUGCACAUGGUGGUCAGAUGCAGCCUGCAAGCAAUAUAAACCAAGCCAUAAGUGGACAGACUGCAGAAGCAUUGAGAGGUCAGACUAUGAGAAUUGACCAGAUAAGACCACAUAGCCUUCCCAAUAUAAGCCAUAUGGGUUCAAAUAUGGCAGAAGCAAGCCAAAUGUCUUACAUGCAGAUAGCAUCACCAAACAAUUUUAUAUCAAUUACACCAAAUUCUAGAGAAUAUCAAGGAACUAGCCAUGGCAAUGAUUUAAGAUUUGACUUUCUCAGUCAGCAAAGUGGCAAUGCAGAACCUACACAAAACAACAACACGGACUUCAUCGAUUCUUUGCUUAAAACAGGAAAUGUCAAUGAUGACUGGAUGAAAGACAUCAACCUUGAUGAAAUCCUAGGGAAUCAUUCAUAAUCUCAGACUUAACAGUCUACCAAACUGUCAGAAAACAACAGUGUACAGAGUUUCACUCAUUGUACCUCAUUUGUUUCCCUAUCCCUUUUCUUUAGUUUCAUCCCUCCAGUACUUUUCCAGAUGCAUUAACAUAAAUCACUGCUCAAAAAAAUCUGCAUUUUCCAGUUGUGUGACUUGAUUCACAACAAAGACUUUGCCUCAGAACUUGACUUAAAAAUAAUCAAAAUAUAUCUGUUCUCCAGUGACGUAUACAUAUCUGGACCUAUGUUCUUAUUUACAUAAAAAGGUAGCAGUGUGAUGUACUUGUUGAUAUGCAACAUAUUAUGAAUAUUUUAAACAUGUAUGCUAUUAUAACUUAAAACAAAUUGCUUUAAUGAUGAUAUAUGUUUUGCAAGAGUAGUGUUACCAAGUGAAUGCUAUAGAUAUCAAAGGUUAACAUACUAAAUAACCCCUUGAAAAUAACAUUUGUUUGGAGCUUAAUCCUUGUUUUAUGCAGAAGUAUCCUGUUAUUCACAGGAUUAGAGGACUAUACUGUUCAGCAAUUAUAAAUCCAGACAGUGUAACCUACUAGACAGAGAUCACACGCAUGAGUUCAGCAUUGCUCAUAAAAUCAUUAAAGAUGGUGUGGUGUUUAAAUAUUAUACAUUUAGACAGUGUUUCUUAAUAGCCAUGUAACUGCUACUGUUGCACAUCCAGAGACACUGAGAACAAGCCAUACAGAAAUGUAGUUGUUGUACAGAUGAUAUCUCAUAUGACUUUCACAGAACUCAUGUUUGUAAUUUUUAUAGCUUGUGACUGAAACCCUAGAAUUUCAGAUAAGCAUUAUCAGUUUAUCCAAGGCUGACAUACUGUAGCUUAUUAAAUGAGUUCUACUAGCAUGCAAAGUUUGCAGUUAAAAUUGAAUGCUACUUUUCAGCUUAUAUACCAAGUGAUCAAUUUUACAUAUUAGUUAAGCUAUGUAAAGGAUCGUGGAAGAUAAUUACUGACAUUUUAUGAAAUUCUGUAAUUUUGAAAUUCCUGUCAGUUACUUUUACACCUUCUUGAAAGUAAGAUCGCAUAGCGACUCAGAACCACAUUUUGAUGGCAAACACAUAUAUAGAACCAUGUAAUCAAAUGGGUUUAUAUAGAUUUUAUGAGCACAGUAUAUACAGAACCAUGUCAUGUCAAAUGAGUUUAUAUGGAUUUUAUGAGCA
Messenger RNA from Protopterus annectens (West African lungfish), 5555 nucleotides. It is a transcript of the gene MAML2, whose product is annotated as mastermind like transcriptional coactivator 2. The coding region runs from base 1219 to 4362 and encodes 1047 amino acids. Gene Ontology annotation, molecular function: transcription coactivator activity. The transcript is spliced from 5 exons. The record is from RefSeq and is a predicted model, not a curated record. Gene Ontology annotation, cellular component: nucleoplasm; nuclear speck. NCBI's taxonomy places the organism in Eukaryota, Metazoa, Chordata, Ceratodontiformes, Protopteridae. Gene Ontology annotation, biological process: positive regulation of transcription of Notch receptor target; Notch signaling pathway.